Messenger RNA from Phacochoerus africanus (Common warthog), 479 nucleotides. RefSeq names its product TCL1 family AKT coactivator B (gene TCL1B). Gene Ontology annotation, biological process: positive regulation of peptidyl-serine phosphorylation. NCBI's taxonomy places the organism in Eukaryota, Metazoa, Chordata, Mammalia, Artiodactyla, Suidae. The transcript is spliced from 3 exons. The record is from RefSeq and is a predicted model, not a curated record. Gene Ontology annotation, molecular function: protein serine/threonine kinase activator activity. Bases 69 to 455 code for a protein of 128 amino acids.
CUUAAGGAGGUUGAGUAGCUGGGAAGCGCCAUGUGUGCCUUGAGGUUUGUCCGAGGUCCAGCUUUGCAAUGGCAGCGGAGGCUUCUCCGCCCCUCGGGUCACCCCCAUCCUGCCUGUCGUUCCAGAGGCCCGGCAUUUAUGAGGAUGAGAAGGGGAGGACCUGGGUGACCGUGGUCUUACGAAUCAAUCCCUCCCACCGAGUCCCGGGCAGGAACUCCCCGGGCAGCACACGUGACACCAGUGUCACUGUCCACAUGUGGCAGAUGGCAGUGCACCCCCAGAUGCCCAGGUUCUCCAUCCAUCUGCCCGUGACUGGGCUGCCCCUCAAGUGGGAGCUCUGCCCUGGGCGACGCUACCGAGCAGCGGAUUCCAGACUCUGGCAAAUAGUGGACCAUGGCCAGAUCGGCUCCAGGGAACAGCUGAUCCUAAGGCUUCGGCCGAGAGGGCAGGAGUGAGGAUGGGAAGCCGCUGAUGGGCUG